Molecule: messenger RNA, 1597 nt
Organism: Dimorphilus gyrociliatus
Lineage: Eukaryota; Metazoa; Annelida; Polychaeta; Dinophilidae
Source: the annotation of a GenBank genome assembly
UAUGGAAAAGCUUACUCCUAGAUCUAGGAGGAAAGGAGCACUUCCACAAGGAAAUUUGGUGGUGGAUGAAUCAAUUAGGAAAUCCGAACUUGAAGAGGAUUCUCUACCAAGCGAACGUUGUAUUGACCGCACACCGUUGUCUCCAAAGCCGGAAAUUCUUACCGAUCUCGACCUAAGCGACGAAGAAAACGGUAAAGUGAAACCCGUUGCUGUAUGCCAUUUACCCCGUUCAGCCGUUAAAACCUUAACCGAAACUAAUGAAAUUCAACAAGCGGUAAAAACCGCAAACGAUUCAACAAGCAUUCUAAUCGACGUCGAAGUUCACGAAACUGGUGAAAAUGACACCAAUACAAAAGCAUUAGUUGUUCGCGAAUCAUCUAGCUCCGUUAAGGUUAUUGCAAAUGGAUGCAAAACAGAAACAAAUCUAUUUAGCGUUAUAGAAGAGCUGCAUGCCAGCGAUGCUUCCAUGGAAGCAAAUAGAACUGCACCUGUUAUAGUUAAUGAAAAACUGGCUACUAAACCCAAAAUAAAAUCUAGUACGCCUAGUACAGAUUCUCGGAAGAAAGUAGGCACAAGACAAAAGUCAACGCCAAUUAUGGCUAAAAAAUUUAGUAGUCCUAUUCAAAGGAGUACACCGCAACGUUUACAACGUUCCGAGAGUGAGGAUAAAUCCAAGGCCAUUAAGAAAAAAGGAAAGGUUGUAUCCUCUCGCUAUCGAACACCUUUAGUCGGUACUGAAAGAGUUGCGAAUAAUACAAUAUCUUCGCUGAGAAGUAAACCGAAAUCAGCCAGCCUAACGGAAAUGCCACGAUCAACAAAGAAUCCUGUUAUAGUUUCCUCUGAAAGGAUACCAUCAAAACGCGUUGGAACUUCGACCCCUAAUACGUCGAGUGCGCAAUUUAAUAUAUCAGAUACAAGCGCAAUUCUCGAUUGUAAUUUUGACGUUUCGGAAUUAAGUAAAAUACAUUCAAUAUCAGACCAGUCGAAAAAUCAGGAUGAAGUCUCUCAAAUAGAACUCGAUCUUAUCUAUCAUCGCUAUCUUCAAAUUGUUUAUUUAUUAGAAAAAUGUAAAUGUUCGUUCGAAAGUCAGGAAAGGCAGGCUAUGGCUCAAUUAGACACUUUAUUUUUAAUGGUAGAGGAAAAGAACGAAAGACUAUAUCAAUUAAGAACGGAAGUUGAAAAUUUGAAAUCAUACAAUCUCGUUCAGAAAUCUGUUCAAUCUCAGUUAAAAAGUCUAGCUACUGUUGAUAAUUUAAUAACAAAGGCUACGGAUCAGUUAAAUACAAUGGAAGAAUGUUUAGAAAAGAGCGCUAACCAAAUUCAUACUAAAGAGGUGAUUAUUCCAAACGAUCAGGAGAAUUUUCACAAAAAUAUAACUAAAUGCUUAUUGCAAAUGGAGGAGACAUUGGAGGACAUUGAAAGGAUAACGAAGCCAAUCGCAGCAGAGUUUUGUAAAAGAUUGUCAUGUUGUUAUGGGCAUGUUGUAGAUCGUGUUCAAAAUGACAGAAAAGUCUCCUUGGAAUGUCAAAUUUUAUUAGAUAAUCUAUCGGAUACAUGUCAACAAGAGUUAUCAUUAAGAGCUCAAGCUCUCCUUUAA